Penicillium samsonianum is the source of this 1239-nucleotide messenger RNA. RefSeq lists its product as uncharacterized. The coding region runs from base 1 to 1239 and encodes 412 amino acids. Lineage: Eukaryota; Fungi; Ascomycota; Eurotiomycetes; Eurotiales; Aspergillaceae. The transcript is spliced from 3 exons. The record is from RefSeq and is a predicted model, not a curated record.
AUGAUUAUCCCCGACGAUAUCCUUGCUGCAGAUGCAGCAGGGAGAAUCCCCAGCGGGGUUUCCCUCGAAUACCUAGCACAGUCCCGCGAUAGCUCCGCCAUCGUGGGAAUCAUUUUCAUGAUAUGCUUCACGGGCCUGUUGAUGAUUGUACGCCUAUAUGCCCGCGCAUUCAUUGUGAAGAAGAUUGGUUUGGACGAUGCAUUGGCCGUCCUGACAUUGAUGCUCUACAUUGCCUUUGUCGCCCUCUCUAUCGCCCUAAUCAACUUGGGAAGCGGUCGCCACAUCGAAUACAUCCAAUAUGUGCUAUCACUUCCCACAGUCCGCGAGACCGAAGUCCUAGACUUCGUCGCCCACAUUCUUUACACAACGGCUCUAUUCCUAUGUCGUCUCUCGGGUCUAGCCUUCUACUACCGCCUCACAGCCCGCUCAACAAAACUCCACCUGAGCAUCAUCAUCGCCGCACCGCUCCUUGUCGCCGCAUACCUACCCCAGCUCUUCCUCCUGAUCUUCCACUGCAAACCAGUAACAGGGCUCUGGCCAUAUGAAUGGCAGGUCGAGCCAAAGACCUACACAUGUCUCUCAUGGGGACUCGUGUACUCGGUGAACUCGGGGCUAUCUCUCGCAUGCGACCUGCUGAUGUUCGCGAUCCCGGCCGCACUCAUCAAGGGACUGCACGUCUCCUUAGAAAAGAAGAUCAAGCUAUCGAUUGUGAUGUUCCCCGGUGUCUUCGUAAUCGUAAUCUCCUCAAUCCGCGUCUGGCUCGUGGCAGAGGGCCAAUGGAACUCCGACGGCAGCUGGGCCUACAAUCCGAUGAUGUGUGUCGAGAAUGCCGAGAUCGCUGCAACUCUAGUCGCGCUCUCAGUUCCAGCGCUGAAACCCGUCUUUGGAAACCUGUUCGCACACUUGACUGAGUACACUUCCAGUCACACGCGCUCGCGCUCAACAAAACUGCACAGCCUCGGUCAUUCCAAGACUAUUGGCAGUGCUGCGAUAUCCAGUAAUCGGGAUAGCAAGCGUCUCAUUAACUGGUCGAAGAUUGGGAAGGAUGAUUAUGAGAUGAUGCCUUCUGAGGUCUCGGUUUCGAGGGAUAUUAGGGGUGGGUCGAGGGGGAGUGAUCGCAGUGGGGAGGAGGAGAAGAAUAAUGGUUCGCAGAGUCCCGGGAUUCGGGUUACGAAUGAAGUUAAUAUUAGUCGUGGGCAGGAGGACAGGGUUGAGAAGCCUGGGUCUAGAGAGAGUUAA